GUACAACUACUGGAGCCCCCGCGGCUGGCGGGCCUGGCACUUCUGCGCCUCCUCCCGCGCCGGACGCCAGGACGCAGCAGCGCAUGGUGUUUCGGAACCGUCGUCUCCGCCGGUCCCUGCCGUACGACCUGGGGUCUUCGGGGAUUGUGUUCAUGCUGGCGAUGUACCGCAACCUCGCCGAAGCGGCGACCUCCACCUCGAUCGACUCCCGAUCGAGCUUGAUUGCCUCGACGGACGACAAUUUGUUACAGACUUUCGACCAGAUGCGGUUCAACGACUCUAGCUGUGCAGCCCCGGCGUCGGGGGCCUCCUCUCCGUCCGAGCACGACGACGCGGACGAUAGCCCGAGUGCGCGAACGGUGGAAGAGAUCGACUACUUGCUAGAACUCGCGAUCCAGUUUUUCGUGGAGUACGGCACCAGCCUGACCUCGGUGGAGCGGUCGCGGGGGCCCCUGGUGAAGCACUUGUCCCGCGCGAAACAGUUGUUGUCCUUGAUGCUGCAAACCUGGCCGCUGCAGACCAACAACGCGCAAGCGAAAAUGAUGCAGGCGCUGCUGUACGAAUUGCUGACCGUGCGGGACGCGACGAGCACCGGAGCCGUCGGAGCCCCGUGGCUCGCCAGCGUUAUUAUCGCGGAGGAGUUGGCGCUUCUCCAAAGGGGCAUCGAGGAAGAAAUGCAGACGUUUUCGCGCCAGGCGAGCGGGGAUAGCAGCGCCAGUUUCGGCGGCGGGGAGGCGGAUGAACUCAUCGACAGCAAAAGGGGGGGCUCGAAUCUGUUCAACCUAUUGAAGAAGCUGCAGCGCGUGAUCGCCUGUGUCGGCACGCUCGGCCAGAAGCAUCGGACCGGUUUCCCGCGCCGGAACAGUUGGAAUGCGAGAGACUUCGCGGAUAUGACUGGGGUGCAAGUCGAACGACGACAUCAAGGGACUAGGGCUACUGCAACGGGAGAUGUUGAUGACGAAACCUCCGCACAGGAGAGAACGCAAUUCGUCACCCGGACGGAGACGGCGACAUCUCUGUCCUCCGAUUUUUCCGCCGGCGCAGGCGGUGUAGAAGACGGAGGCUCGGGAGCCUCUGCUUCCGCUGCUGCUGCAGGUAGUUGUAACAAUAAUACGGGUUCCGGUUCUUGGCCUCCUCGUGCGGGAGGUGGAGCUGCGUCAGCACCGACCGGCGGAAAUCCAAGAACAACCACGCAGAUCCCCCCUCCCCGGUCGGGCAGUCGAGCAAGAAGUGCGGCCCGGCUGACCCACCGAUCGCACGAGGAGGAUCGGAUCGCGAGGACGGUGCUCGUGAGCGCCAUGCAGCCGGUUUUAGACAUCGCCGCGAAGAUGCAGGUGUUUACUGCGCAAGCGGCGGCGAACAUCCGGAACCGCGCCACUUUGGCGGCCGGCCUGGCCGCGUCUUCUACGAGGACCACGCCGGGCGCCACGCAGACGCAGAAGGCGCAGCAGCAGAAGCAGUUGCAGCUGCUCGAGCAGUACGCACUGAUGGCCAAUGCUUGUCUCAUGCACCUGCUCGAGUCGUUCGCAACCGAACUGGGAAACGAGGACUACGGGACCACGCACACGGUCCCGGCGGCCAUGCAGAAGGUGAUGGACUUGGCGAAGGCGAGUGCUGAAAAAGCGAAAUCGCAGGAAACCACGGCCUCUGCAGUAGGAGUUGCGUCCGCACAAGAACUACCCUCCGCAAAGCCGGGGGUAGUUCUGGUACAGCCGUUCCGCACGAUGGCGGCUUUGGCACCCCACCUAAACGUGGCGGCGGUUACGAACCAAGAAUCUCCACUGGUGUUCGGAUUUCUCCGCUACUUCUACCCCAUACUCUCCGUAGACGAAACUGUUGAACUACUUCCGGGAUGCAGCUCUACUGCUACUUUCCACGACCACCACCCAGUCGGACCAUCUUCUUUACAUCCCCGGGAAGUAGAUUCUGGCCCUGACAACCCGCAUUUUCAAUUCUUGUCCGCACUGGGAUUCUUUUCCUAUCCUGGUGGACCCCCGCGGGUAGCAGUACAACAACCUGGUCCCGGCGGGGGGUUCGGUGCUAGUACAACCGGAAUGAUGUUGGCAGGAGCAACCGCAAGCUCGUCCAGGUUUUUUGGGCUGGGUCGGACUCGGUCGGUCGGAUCUGCAAUGUCGGGGAUGGAGGACGUUGACGCCUCGCUCGGCGACAUGGAGGAGGUUGAUGAAUUGGCCGAGGAGCAGGGAGGACUCCUGGACCCCCCGGAACAAGAAGACGAGGGCCGGUGGUCCACGAUGGAGACGCUGCGCAACCAAAACAACAAACGGGUGCAGAUGGAAGACCAGGACCCGUUUUACAGCACUUCUCUCGACCACGACCAUGACGCAGGAGACGAAAUGCUACAGACCGGGACGAUGAACAAUAAGACCACGACUACAUCUGGUUCUUGCUGUGCCAGAACCACUACUUCCAGAACCACAGACUCUUCCUCCGGGAGCAGUACAUCAACCAGAAACUGCGCACCGACCCUGUACUACUUCGAGUUUUGCACGCAGUUCAUCAUCCGCACUGCGCGGGAAUUGACCCUGCUCAAUGGCGGGUUGAGUCGAACGCCAGGCGGUGGACCGCGAGGACUACUACAUCAAGACCAGCUGCCUAUGAACAACUUGGGAAGUAGAAUCAAUAUGACGACCGGUGAGGUGCUGGACGACAACCACGUCCACGCGCACAACUCGGGCGCGGAGUUCUUCAGAAAUGCACUGAAAAAGGUGUACGACCCGGUAACGGAGGAGUUGGUGGAUGCUGCGAACACUGUGUACCGCUACUUCAACGACAAAAUGAUGAUGUCUACUCGCGGAGGUCAUGGGGGUGGUCAUGGUCAUUUCAGUGACCGGCAUCAUGGAAGGACAAGGAGUGGCAACGCCGCUGCUGCUCCGGUGACCCGCCAGAAAGUUCGUUUUCUGCUCCAAACCCGGAUCCCGAUGUUGUUGCAGAUUCUGCAGAAAGGCUUGAUCCAGCCCGCGUUGGCGAUAAUUUCCAAUGAGGAAACGAAUACUUCUUCUGAUGUCCACUCUACUUGGGGCAGUGAGUCGAACAGUCGAGGUGGAAGGAAUUUUUAUCCGCAGACAGCACCGUCCUUUUCCUCUCUAUCCGGAGAUGGUGGUGGUGGUGGAACAACAGGGUGGUCUCCUCCUCCACAGCAGCAGGACGAGACGACAGCUGGUGCAGCUGCCUCUUCCGCUUUCAAAAGCAACACGUUCGUGAGCAAUGUGAUCCGCGAUUACCUUCGCAUCACUAUCGCGAAAGCUGGGCUGGGAAACAAGUGGGCCUUUCGGCCGAGGGCCAGUGGAGUCGGGAUACGGAAGGGGGGUAGAAGUAGCCGCGAGUCGAUGGUGUUGCUGCCUGAAGAUGAGCCUAGGCCAUCAUCGGAUCUCUUCGGUGGUAAUAUGAUGCAGCAAGAGCAGCAGGUGGACAGCACCAGCGACACACAGGAGGCACCCGGGCUGUUUUUUCUGCACCACUUUUCGCACGACGUUGCGUCGGAAUUGUUCAGUGGGGCUUAUCACAAACUACGAGUCGCGCUACUGAACUUCUACCAGCCGGCGAUAUCGCUCUUCCCACUGCAAGAGCUAGAACUCCUUACCGCGGCGAGCAGUUUGCGAGCUUACUUUAGCAACGGCAGCGCGGUGGACUUUUCCGCUCCGCAAAGCCAGUAUGCCGGGUUUUCGAGCCCCGACGACGGUCUGCACGGGUGCGUGCUGGAAGCCAAUCCUUUAGUGGAGGUGUUGCAGGGGGUAAUUGGGGAGUACGAAAGCAUGUUGAAACGCGAAGCAGCCCGGCUGGGGGUUCCGGUACUAUAGGAGAGGUUUCGGUUUGUAGUUCAUUAUUUCCGGGUACUUUGUUUAGAGGUAAAAUGUUGUUCUUCGUCAACAUUCGACAUAUUGAAUUCUUCGUAAAUAAACAUUAAGAAGUUCUUUUGUGGGUCGACCACAACCGCCGCAUGACAAUUGAUAUAAAACGCAGGACCCCCAAGGAGCUUACCAAUCUCCCUCCGGGUUACUGCAGUAUCGCGGAAUUCAGACGGACGAGAAGAAAACCAACAACUACCUGUUUGAAGCCACGGAAGACAGCGAGCGAAAGAUUGGGAGUGAGCUGCAGGAGAGAAUUCUCCUUCUGUUCGCGGCUUCUUCCGACCAGUUCUGCCAAGCGGAGUGGUUCACCUUACUCGUGCAGAAAGUUGCCGUCCCGACGGUGUCCUUGUACCAGGCGACCAAGGGCAUGUUCCGCGGUGACUCCCUGAUCGACUUUGUGAAGUCUUUGCACCGUUCCUGCGGGAAAAAGUUACUCUACACCUCCUCCGCGGCCAGCAGUCCAUUGGUGGUAUGACAAUGAACAACUCCCCCUUCCCCUCAUUUGUAUUGCAUGAACACCAGCAAUACAAACACCAGCACAUCACGUGGAGCCUGUGCAUGACAAAUUCAUGCGUCCGAAGCUGCUUGCGGCGACGGUGCAAAGGUUUUUGAAGUGGCGCAGUCGGGUAUGCGGGACAAAUUCAUGCGCCUGGUGUAGUACUGUUUGGAUUUCCGGAAUUUGUUAUGCACGCGGUGCCACAAGGUAGCUCAGCAACUGGAUUUGGAGGGGGAGGGGGAGUUGUGCACCGUCAUAGGUGGUAAACGUCGAGCACCAGAAGUUGAAAUCCUCUUCGGUUUAUGGAGAAAAUCAUGGGCGGACGAACAACAUCAACGGCGCAAGAACCCCAGGAACAACCGCCCCCUCUUUGGAGCAUCAAAAUACUAGCAAGUUUCUGACCCCGGCCCAAGCGUACGACGUCAUUUCCGCGGUGCUGAUCUUUGUGAAGGACGCCGUUGUGGUCGAGCGGUCCGGCGAGUUGCAAAAGCAGCUGUUCGAACUGCUGGAGGAGGUUCUGGACGGUGUCGGGAUGACUUCUUGUGUCGAAGAAAGUAGUACGACAAGUGCUGAUCAAAACAGCGGUCGUUUUUGUGCGGGGAGCGCUGCUUCCUCUUCUUCCUCAUGCGCUGCAGCGUCCGCUUCGACCCCAACUUGGCAACAGCAACUGAAGGAGUCAAAGCACUUAUUGCAAGAAAAAAUUCCCCCUCCCCAUAUUGAAAGCGCAUCCGUCUGAAAAUUCAUGAUGCAGAUUUGUGAUCACAAAUCUGUCUUCCAAGAAGGCACACUCAGUCUGUCCGCCACGCUAUGCACGCGAUUUGUAAUGCUUUAAGGCCUACUUACAGAUGAGCCGUCUACGAUGCUAGGCGCCUGCACCAAGAGGCCCCCGCCUUGGCUCAGGACCUGCGUGCAUUCCUCUACUGCAGCACAAAUCUGAUUUGUGUUUCCAAAUCCAGCAUCUGAAAUUUCGUUUUGAUAUGGGGAGGGGGGAUUUUUUCUUUUGACGCCACUACUGGGAACUGUUCGAAGCCGUGCUCCAGGUGCUCACGGACGGCGAGCAUGGGGGCGGGCUGCUGUUUCAGGUCAAGUUUGUCCGGAAGUUUCUCCGACAAAUCACCUGGAAAAACCAAGACCGAGACAACGACGCGCUACGAUCCUUCCGCCCGAAAGUGGCUUCUUGGCUGACCAGGUUUCCGGGCAUGCGGGCGCCGGGAAAGGCGACCGCUGUGGUCGACAUGCUGAUCGAUACCGCGAACAGCAGCAAGUCUGAGAACGAGUUUUUCGGCGUAAUCCAAGAUUUUUUGCUCGACCGGAAGAUUUACUACGGGGGCGGGGCAGCUUAUCAGGAGCCGGCUGCGCUACCGCUGUGUUCCUAAAUUUUCAAACCGCCCUUGGAUGCGAUCGUCUUCACUAGAAGAAUUCAGGAAUAAGUAGGUGUGCUGCUCCGUGUCAGAAAUACGAAUGCCUGACAGGAAAAAAGCUUCUUGUGUAGAGGAGCUGCGAGGACGAACGAAGGUGGUGUACAUCGUCUGCAGUCCACCUGCCAUGGGAUACGCCGGAGCGCCGUGUGGCUGAUAAUGCAGAUCGAGUAUCUAUCAGAGCUUAGCAGUAACCACGAUACCUCUCAUGCACUGUGCAGUCCCACGGAUACGUUCACUUUUUUUUUUUUGCUGUUACUAGCAGGACCGUUUCCACUAGGCGUAGUACGUCGACGUUGCCGUCGACGUUUUCUUCGUGGUUUCUUGGCCGAAAAAUAUUCAUUUGUGUAGUGCCUAUUGCUUUUGCUUUUCCUUUGAGUUUGCCACGUAUCUAGAGAUGAUCUUCCACUUAAGAAUAAAGUUUGAGUUUCGAUAACUUCUCUUAUUUCUGUAACGAAAUUGCAUUGUACUGGUCCGCCGGAAAUAAAAGCUGUCACGCGGC
This is a messenger RNA of Amoebophrya sp. A120, 6285 nucleotides long. Lineage: Eukaryota; Dinophyceae; Syndiniales; Amoebophryaceae. The record is from the annotation of a GenBank genome assembly.